Colossoma macropomum (tambaqui) is the source of this 4971-nucleotide messenger RNA. RefSeq names its product solute carrier organic anion transporter family, member 4A1 (gene slco4a1). Bases 407 to 2635 code for a protein of 742 amino acids. The record is from RefSeq and is a predicted model, not a curated record. NCBI's taxonomy places the organism in Eukaryota, Metazoa, Chordata, Actinopteri, Characiformes, Serrasalmidae. Gene Ontology annotation, molecular function: protein binding. Gene Ontology annotation, cellular component: membrane. Gene Ontology annotation, biological process: transmembrane transport; sodium-independent organic anion transport. The transcript has 13 exons.
CUGUCAUUAUCAUAAUUAUGUGGUGUGUGCUUCCUGAUAAACACAGUAGAGAAAGGCCUCAGGUAGUUAUAAGGAACUUUGGGAUUAUGUUAUGAUGUUAUGAUGUCUUUCACCCAAAAGAAACGCUGAGUUUGUUAUUUGAAAGGCUGAUGAAGGGAACUGCUGUUACAUUUGAAGAAAAAAAGGAGCAGCUGAAAUGUGGAUGUCUAAGAAUGACCUCUUCCUACUUCAGAGCACUUGGAUGACUCUUCUUAAGGGUUUAGUGUAGCACGGAUAUCCACAGCUCCCGUCUCACCUCAAGCUGAUACCACUACUGCAGGACAGCAAGACCCAGCCAAAGUUCCAACAGCAGCAACAUUCUGGUGACCACCGCCUCCAAACAACUCUGACAGCCCCUAUAGGGGCCAUGCCCCAUCUGCUGAACAAUGACACUUCCUUCAGCUCCAAGCAGGAGCUCCUGGACCUGCAAGAUGGCCCUCUGGCCCCCAGCGUGGACACCCCGAGCCCAGUUGGGUCACAGGGCGAUACAUCCAUGGGCUCCAUCCCAGACAGUCCAGCCAGAGAUGCCUCAGUCAGGACUGCCAAAAAAGGGGCUGAGCCCUCAGAGCCACCGAUAAGGCUGAAGUUUGUGCCCUCGGACGCUGAGAACCUCUGUGGAUGGGGUGCUUUGACUCCCAACUUCGUCCAGACCUUCAACACCCCUCGCUGGGUGCUUUUCUUCCUGUGCAUAGCCUCCUUUCUCCAGGGCAUGAUCAUCAAUGGCUUCAUCAACACGGUCAUCACCUCUAUCGAGAGACGCUUUGACCUUCGCAGCUACCAGGCUGGACUCAUUGCCAGCUCCUAUGACAUUGCUGCCUGUGUGUGCCUGGCCUUCGUGAGCUACUUUGGCGGCACUGGCCAUAAGCCUCGCUGGCUGGGCUGGGGAGUCCUGAUCAUGGCUAUAGGCUCGCUGGUAUUUGCACUACCACACUUCACUACUCCACCCUAUCAGGUGAAAACACAGGAGCACACAGGACUGUGCUCGGCCAAUCACACAGAGGUAUGCGGGGACAGCGAUGGGAGCGGCCUCUCCGCGUAUCGCUUCGUCUUCAUGCUGGGUCAGUUCCUACAUGGCAUUGGGGCCACACCUCUCUACACCCUUGGGGUCACCUACCUGGACGAGAACGUCAAGUCCAGCUACGCACCAGUGUAUAUAGGUAUCUUCUACACAGCAGCCAUUGUGGGCCCGGCAGCCGGAUACCUGCUGGGCGGCUUCUUCCUCAACAUGUACACAGAGAUUGGACAACCGACUGAGUUGACUCCUGAGAAUCCCUUGUGGGUGGGAGCUUGGUGGAUCGGUUUUCUGGCUGGAGGGGCUGCUGCUCUUUUCACUGCUCUGCCUAUCCUGGGCUACCCCCGCCAGCUACCAGGUUCUCAACGCUAUGUGGCCAUGCGUGUCUCUGAGGCUCAUCAGCUGAAGGACGGCAGUCAAGUAACCGCCGCUGACCCUCAGUUUGGCAAGACUGUGAAGGACAUGCCGAGGUCAGUGCUACUAUUGUUGAAGAACCCUACAUUUAUUUUUCUGUGUCUGGCUGGUGCUACAGAGGCCACUCUCAUAGCUGGGAUGUCGACAUUUGGGCCCAAGUUCCUGGAGUCCCAGUUCAGUCUGAGUGCCUCAGAGGCAGCCACCUGGUUCGGCUACAUGGUGGUCCCAGCUGGUGGGGGUGGCACCUUCCUGGGUGGCUACAUUGUGAAGAAGCUGAACCUGCGCUGCCGGGGCAUCAUUCGCUUCUGCAUGCUGUGUGCCGUGGUCAGCCUGCUGGCCAUCUUCAUUUUUCUGCUGCACUGCCCUAAUGUGCCAAUGGCUGGAGUGACCGUGCCCUACCACAGCAGCCCCUUCUACCUGCAGCCAAACAGCAACAGUUCUUUUUCAGGUGGGAAUCUGACAGUGGGCUGUAAUGCAGACUGUCACUGUGUGAAGGAGCACUAUAACCCCGUGUGUGGAGCUGACGGGGUGAUGUACUACUCCCCCUGCCACGCUGGCUGUGGCACUGUCAACCACACACACAGCCAUGGCAGCAGACAGAUGUUUACAGGCUGCAGUUGUGUGUUCGGGAACGUGUCUCAGGGUGAGGAGGGUGUGGCUGUAGCAGGAAAAUGCAGCUCUUCCUGUAACCACAUGCCAGCCUUUCUCAGCUUCCUCUUCAUUAUCAUCUCCUUCACCUUCCUGUGCAGCAUCCCUGCUCUCACAGCCACACUCAGGUGUGUUCCUGACAGCCAGAGGUCUUUUGGACUGGGCAUUCAGUGGAUUGUGGUGCGGACGCUGGGUGGCAUCCCGGGACCAAUAGCGUUCGGUUCAGUGAUCGACAUCUCCUGCCUGCUGUGGCAGGAGCAGUGUGGAGAACAGGGGUCCUGUUACCUCUACCAUAACUCUGCCAUGAGCCAAUACACCCUCAUCGCUGGCAUCAUCUAUAAGGUUUUAGGCACUCUAUUCUUCCUGCUGGCGAGUGUGUUAUACCAGCCUCCUCCGGAGUCUCCUCAGAGCAGCUGUGAGAGCACAGACCAGGGGGCAGGAGACAGCGGGGGGGAAAACGGAGACUUUCCUAUCAAAGACCUCCCUCCUGAGAUCAUAGCCAAUGUACACGCCAGGUUGUGACCUCCAACUCCAAACACACACACAUGGGCCCGCUCACCUCUGCUCACUUCACCCCACCUGUGUGAGUGUGUGUGAAUGUGUGUAGUCCGUCAGCUUCAUUACAAGCUCAGAUACAACAAAUCACACAGUGUUCCCUGUGACCGUGCACCAUUUAGACCAGAACGCCAGCUUCGGAACUGUCGCACACACCCGCUAUGUGGCAGCCUUAAGUUCUCCUUCCCACUGCUACCUGACCUACAUGACCAAAUCAUCUGAAUGGGUCAUCUAAGACCAGAGGUCAAAGGUCUCAGUGCGGUUUACUCUGCUGGUGUUCAUCAUGAUACUGCAAACAUCUUUCAGCUUCAAAGGACCGAUUUCUUUCAAAGAACUGGUGAUGCACAUUGGGAGAUGCAAAAAGAAAGGUUUUACAAUGCUUGUGCACUAAAUGUUCAUGGUGAAAAAUAACUGGCAUCAUACAGAACCAGAGCUGAUGAUGAAUCAAAGCUGCAGUCAGUACAUUUUUUGUUGAGACCCUAAGACAGUGAUCAACAUCCCUCCUUUUGGCAGUCUACCUUCCUGCAGAAUUCCAGGUCCAACCCUAAUCAGCCCCACCUGAUUUGUCUACUUACUGCCUUCCAGAAGUCCUUGAGGUGUGUUAGAUUACAUUCACAUUCAUCGUUUUAAAGCUUUUGUAUUAAAUAUGAUCUUUCUGGUGUUUUUUUGACGGUUCACUUUCACAUAGUAAAGUGACCUGUAUCCUUUAGUGCGAGCACAACUGCGACAUGAAACAUGCGGGCAGACAAAUUGUCAUGAACAUUAAGUAAACUAGCUGCACAAACCCUCUUCACAGCGGUUCAUUAUUCGAAUGAGAGGCACAAAAAAGAUAAGAUGCAUUGCUUUUGCUGCAUUUAGCUUCAAAGGUGCUGCUGCCACAGUUAACAAAGUGCAUUCAGUCGAGAUAAAAAAAAAAAACACGACUUCCAUUCUGACCGUUCUCAUUAAAGUCAAUGUGAAUUGAAAUCAAAGCAUGAAAAGCUUGUUCCACAAUGUGACAUUUAUGAGUGAAACAGGAUAUUUGGGUAGGGAUUAAAGGGGACCUAUUCACCCUCUGUUAGGAUGUUAGGGUUAGUGUGACCCUAACCCCCUGUUAGAGCUCCUGUGUCUAAACACCCCUCCUGAUGAGUUUGGUCAGUUCGCCCACUCUGUUAUAGUUGUUUAACUGCCAGAGCGGUUCCACCCCUGCACGUUCCACCCCUGUCUUGCAGUCUACAGAGACCCUUCUGAGCAGCUGUAAACACCGCUGCGGCUAUUUGGUGUCGGUUCUGCCGUGUAAGUUUGAGUCAGAAUCAGGUUCUGAAGGUCAAGUCAGCAUCUUCGACAUGGCUACAAAACUGAACAGACUCUUCCCAGCCUCCAGUAGUUGCAAUGCAUUGUGUGAGGGUGUGCCAAGCUUACCGGUAGGUGGGCAGUAAGGACUGUGUUACGAGAGUGCGUCAUCUUGUAAUUCAGGAAAAGGGACAGAAUUCCAACGAGGCAUUUCAGACAGCUGCGAAAAGUGGUUUCUGUGGGAGAGAGUUACUCUGUCAUGUACCUCGAGCUUUAUAAUAUUGCAGACUAUUUACAUGCACAAAAAGCUAUAACAUACUAAAGGAAAUGGAAAAACCAGAAAAGCAUAACAGGUCCACAUUUAAUUUUAGGCAGGACAUGAUUUUAUCAGUCUUUCCAAAAUAAACAUUGAAUCAGACCCAGACACUUAUCUACAGUCAGUUCUGGAGGACUUGCUUUCUGCAACACCUCUAGCACUCAUGAUGGAGGAGGUGGGACAAAAUUCUGGUAGUAUAUUAGGUGCAAGGGGGGAGUGGGAAGGAAGGGAGGAAGAUGUUAUGAUAUUACUGAUUAAUAGUUUCCCCCACCUGUGGUCCACACUGCUCUACUGCUGUCUAAUGGCUUGUUAAGGCCCCAUAAUAACAGUGUUUUAACAUUUAUGGUGAUUAAUGCGUUAUAUGUAUACAUUAUUUAGCCGGCGGUUUAAAGAGAAAUUGGCCCUCUCUAGUUAGUCUGUCAGUUCUUUUGAUUUAUUGCCUUUUUUAUGCCUUUUAUCACCAUUGGCUUAUCUGAUCACAUAGCUCGAUCACCAGGCCUACCAGGGACAAGAACAGGGUGAAAAUGGUCAAUGUGGAUUUCAGGUUGAUUUUAAGAUGGAAUGGCCAUGAAUCAGAUACGUGUCUGAUCGAGGACCAAAUAUGAAAAUGGCUAAGGUUGGAUUUGAAAAGAUCAGAUUUGUCAAAUCAAAGUCAAGUCAAAGUUUAUUUGUAUGGCGCUUUUUACAACAGGUGUCGUCAUAAAGCAGCUUUACA